This is a messenger RNA of Fimicolochytrium jonesii, 1335 nucleotides long. Its product is annotated as phosphatidylinositol-glycan biosynthesis class S protein-domain-containing protein. Lineage: Eukaryota; Fungi; Chytridiomycota; Chytridiomycetes; Spizellomycetales; Powellomycetaceae. The record is from RefSeq and is a predicted model, not a curated record. The transcript has 7 exons. The annotation marks the transcript as partial. Gene Ontology annotation, biological process: attachment of GPI anchor to protein. Gene Ontology annotation, cellular component: GPI-anchor transamidase complex.
CGACUGCAGGUCGUGCUGUGUAUUCUCGCGACGUUCCUCCUGGGUACCCCGAUCUGGUGGAAGACAACGGAGGUCCACAGGGCGCCGCUUCCGGUGAAAAAAAUAAAAGCUUGGGUGUUACCAGAGGUAGAUAUAGGAAGACGAUGGCGGAGGUGCAUACUUGCCGAGUGGGAUAAUAUGCGAACAAUGAAAUACGCCGCUCAGUAUCAAGUGACAUUUAGUCUGUUAGUCGCGAAUCCAUCCGACUUCUUAGUCAGUUGGGACAUCCAGGAUGCUGUAAAUGCGUACAUCGAUCCGCUGUUCGAUGCAUUGUCCGACAUAUCAGACUUCGACGUUCAUUCGCAAAUUCAGAACUAUGCGACAUUGCCAGUCACACCAGAGAUUGUGGAGAAAGAUGGGCGGAAGCUACAUAUUCUGAAGCCCAGCGUUCUGCCUAGAUUUAUCAACUCCGCGGAAUGGACUCUGGCUUCCGUGGUGUCCACGGCACCUCCGUUGAAUCAUAUCUUGUACAUCCCGUCUCUCGAGCAGUCGCCUUUGCAGCUUGUGAAAGAUAAUGGCGAACCCCUUUCGACAAACGCCUUCCUCAUGCCUCGUUGGGGAGGUGUUGUCAUUCAGAACCCGGAGGUCCGCGGAAAGGGCUCGCGCAUCCACCUGAAUGCAACCUCGUUGCACCCAUUCAUGGAGGUAGCGGUCGCGCACCUUCGUGACUUGCUUGGCGUCAAGAAAGUGAGGAUACCGAACGCCGACUCAGUUCUGCCUGAGAUCUCGUCCAUCGUGUACGCAUCAGCGCCUUUGACGGGUUUGACUCAGUGGGAGCAUGGCCGCUUGGUGCGAUGGCGGACAGUGCAAAACAUGGUGGAUGCCAUCGACACUUUGAACUCGCUCUCCAACCUGAUCGAGCGGUUAGAGAGUAUGGUGGUCCUCGACGACAUUCAGUCGCAGGUCGUUCAAGCUCUCCAAUCUCUACGUGAAGCGCAUAAAACCCUCUCCCAAUCUCAUACACCAUCCGAGUAUACCCUGGCCUUGCAGCACUCCAAAAAAGCCACCGUCCUCGCCUCAAAGGCGUUCUUCGAUCCCACCAUGCUCGCGAUGCUUUACUUUCCAGACGAGCACAAAUACGCGGUAUAUAUGCCACUAUUUGUCCCAAUUUCGGUGCCGGUUCUUGUCGCAGCUAUGAAGGAGCUCAAGAGGGCUUUAAAACGUCGUAAGGCGAAGAGAGCGGGAAGAGCCGGGAAAGAGACGGGAGGGGGGAAUUCGCCAGCGAUUGGUUUGGAUGGUCCGGAUAUGGAUGCCGACGAGGAGGAUGGGGCCGAAAAGGAGAACAAGGAGGAAUAG